Molecule: messenger RNA, 654 nt
Organism: Cucurbita pepo subsp. pepo (vegetable marrow)
Lineage: Eukaryota; Viridiplantae; Streptophyta; Magnoliopsida; Cucurbitales; Cucurbitaceae
Source: RefSeq, a predicted model, not a curated record
AUGGGUGACAGAUACAAUCGGUUUAAUCCAUCAAAUAUUCGCCAGAAAAACAUGUUCUUGCCGAUGCUCUGUUCUAAGCCGGCGACCAAAGACUGCCGGCCGCCGAGAUGCGACCGGGACCGUUCGGAGUCAUUUUCCGGCGACCCUUUGUCGCCGAGAAUCGGAUGUAUGGGUCAAGUGAAGCGGAAUAACAGAGUUGCUGGUCUUCCGAUUUCCCAUAGGAUUUUGAUUACGACCAAAAAUGAGAACAGUCCCACCGUUGGUUACUUAAAGUUGAAGAAAUUUUUCUCCAGCAAAAAUCUCUUGGCUUCCCCCUCCCCCUCUGGCACCGGCACCACCAGGUCCACCGCCGUCACCGCCGCCGCUGCAUCGGUAUCUACAGCGGGUGUCAACGGUUGUAGGAGCAGAAGAAGACCCACCCCAGAUUUUGCAAGUAAGAAGAAGGGUGUUUGUGAAAAUGGGAAUUGUGAAUCAUUAAGUGUUGUGGAUUUGGAUCCGCCGUUGCCGGUGGUCCGGCGAGUGCAGAAGGGCGGAGAAGAAAGAGGGGAAAUGGAGAAUCUUUGGAAGAGGAGGUCAGGUGGAAUUGUAUUACAGAGCUUGCAGAUUCAGCAAACUCAUGUUCGGAAGCAUCGGCUUCAGAUUACGACUGUUUGA